This is a messenger RNA of Talaromyces proteolyticus, 3679 nucleotides long. Its product is annotated as putative cytokinesis regulator. Gene Ontology annotation, cellular component: mitotic spindle pole body; SIN/MEN two-component GAP complex. NCBI's taxonomy places the organism in Eukaryota, Fungi, Ascomycota, Eurotiomycetes, Eurotiales, Trichocomaceae. The transcript has 2 exons. Gene Ontology annotation, molecular function: GTPase activator activity. The coding region runs from base 407 to 3358 and encodes 983 amino acids. Gene Ontology annotation, biological process: mitotic spindle orientation checkpoint signaling; regulation of Ras protein signal transduction. The record is from RefSeq and is a predicted model, not a curated record.
CGACACUGAGGGGACCCCAACAACCUUCUCGCAGCACACGCACACGACAUGAUAUGCGCCUACCAACGGCGCAAGCAGUCACAUUCAGUCCACACGCCUUCCCCGAAAAUUGGCUAUUUCAAAGUCUAGCAUUCGAGGGCGACACUGGAGCAUUCUUCGCCAACACUGCUCCCAUUAAACGUUCGGCUCCUGCGUCUCACUUUUAAACCUGACACGCCCCCGUCUUGAUCGUUUUAUCUUAUUACCCGCUGGUAGAGAUGGGCUACUUGUCCCCAUGAAUCCACUCACGCCAGGAAAUUAGCCAUCACCGACCUAAACACUUAGAGAGAUAUUUGUUCCACAGCAUUUGCCAGUCAGGAGUGCGGCAACCACAAAUACAAGUGACCUUCUACAUCGACCUUUCAGGAUGCAGGCGGACACGCUUCACCUGUUGCAAAGCGAAGCAGCACCUGUUGAAUCGUGGGAUGAAGAUGGAGACCUACAAUGUCUCGAUGAUAUUCAUUUUCAACCUGUUUCUACAACGACCUCUGUUACUGGCUCCGUGCUCCGCUCGGGCCAUCGCGAUUCAGUUUCAUCACGCCUCUCCGUCCGCUCUGAUGCUGAUUCAAAUGUUGGGGAUGAAGACUGGCAGGUGCUUCUCCGCGAUAAUGACGAGACUGCUACUGAAGAUGCUAUUGCUUCGGCUCGCAAUGCCGGUAUACCUAUUCCUGGCGGUAUUUCCAAAUCUGCGCUCAUGGGUGGCGCCAUCAAGAAACUCCAAUCUAAACAUAUCAGAAAAACCACAAUUGAUGACUGGUCGGAAGACUUGGAAUUCCCGGCCAAUGCAGAACUGUCACUUAAAUCACAGGCGCAAGAGCUAUUUCCAGAAACUCUGCAACAUAUAAACAACACCCCUUCAAUGACUAGUCCGGCUAAACCCCACCGCUCUCUCAAUUCAGAUUCUUUCCGCGAACCUGAAAUUGUUUCCCGGACAGAGGAGUCGGUCGAAACUCGAAAGACAUAUGAGGAGACAGAUCAAAACGGCGAGGUACAAGAUGUACCCACAAUCAAGAUUGCAAAGUCUCAUCUACAUGAAGUACAAAUUACUACACGUACAGGCGACAACAAUAUAAUGGACACAAAUCAAGACGCAGAAGAUUUCGAAAAAGACUUCGAACUAUCCGCUGAAAACUCGAUUUUGAAGCUUUCUGCACCAAAGGACAUCGCCAUAACUACACCAGAAAUGAAUGACGAUGGCUGGGAUAUUGACUGGGCAGAAGGGAGCAUAGGUGUGCGUUUCGGUGGAACACGGCGAGAUGGCCGUUCCACUCAUAGCUCUUCUAUUUCGGCCUUCAGUCCAAGUAUUUCCAGCUGUCUCACCGCAGAAAGUGAGGACGAUGGUCUUGAUGGUCUAGUCUUACCCGACGGUCCCCUGGAUUUUGGAGAGGCCUUGAAGAAACGACAAGAAGUUUUGACGACACCCGAUAUUAGUCCAAAGUCUCAACCCGUCUCAAAGGAAUCCAAUGAUCACAAAAGUUUCUUUGAUAACUUGGAUAUCGGUGACGGCAAUGUUUUCGCAUCUAUGAAGCAGAGCGUCAAUCGGAAUGUGAAACGUAAAAUUGCUCGGCCAGAAACUCCUAGUCGAUCCGAAAAAACAAUCACAUUUACGAACAAGACCCCGUCUUCAGUAACCCGGAUACCACGGUUAUCUGGUCAUGAUCGAUCCCACUCAAACCUUGAACCAGUAUCUGAAAGUGGAGCUCCAAUUACGAAGUUUCGGAGACCACAAUCUCGCCUUGCUGGCCACGCAACCCGAUCAUCUGUACCGAGCAUCCACAAUUCUCACACCUCACCGCCAUCCACCCCUUCCAGACCUCGCAGAUCCCUCGGUUCCAGAAUAUCGACAGAAGCACCCCGGAACGAUACGACAACCAGUUCCCAGCUUUUAAAAGCCAAACGAUCGAUAUCCUCUAUCCGUCCAAACGAGCAAUCAAAUCCAAUAACGCCUUUUCAACGGCCAUCGUCUCGUCAAGACGGUGUAAUCUCACUUCGUCCCAAAACACCAGUGGACCGAUCUACAACCGAUUCUAGGCUACCAAAUCGUCGAGGGCAAGUGCCGUUCCUUCCUGCUGGUGCUUCAACAAGCCAGUCACACCACGCAAGCGUCAAAUAUUCUCGCUAUCUUCGCCGUUCCGAUUCGGAUGAUUAUACAGGCUCUACAGUUGGGCAGAAAUCAGCAACUCGAUUUGGUCAUCUUCAGCGAUCGGAGACCCCCAACGCUCAACAUAGGGAUUCAAUCACCGAGUACACCAAUGUCACUGCCAAACGUACGGUAACUCGACCCGCACAUCGACGAAAUUACGGAGACGGCACGGAACUAGAAUCAUUUGAUGAUCUACCCACGUCAGCUGUUGCAGAGAGUCGUUUUGUUAAGUCUCCGGUAGGCCAUGGGGCACCGAGAUCUAUACGAAGCCGUUUAGCCCAAACACCCUCCCCGCUACUAUCACGAACCGAAACCCCCGUCAACAUCCUCAACUCUUCUCGACCAAGUUCAUUUACUCCUCGGUUCGCCAGAGACACCAACGCCUCCAGAAAUGCGCGUGAGCAGAGGAUAGCCUCUCUUUCUGUUCCAUCUCGAGACCGAGGAAGCAUGGCUCUUACACCUCUUAGUACUAAUUGGAAGGGACCAACCCUUCAAGAAGGCGAAACCAUGUUAACUUUGCGGAGCAAAAAGGGCAAAUUAUCCAGGACACCGACCUCGAGGCCACAGUUGAUUCGACCAAUGGGAUCUGGUGUGAGUGGGAGUAGGCAAAUUAAUGGAAUGCAAUACAAUCCUGCUACAUAUCGGUGGGAAGGAAACGAGAAUACAGUGGCAGAGUUUGACAUUAUCAACAGACCUAAAACUCCAAAGGCGGCACCAGCCCUGAUUACCAGCAUAGGCGCAACCAAGGAUGCACAGGUAGUUGGUAACAUGGUAUUUGAUCCACAGCGAAUGUGCUGGCAGAAAGUUGCAUCUACACUGUCAGAUCCAGACGGUGGGCCAGUAGUUAGCGAUGAAUCUGAAGAUGUCUUCGCGGGUCUCGAUGACCUUCAAGAAAAGCCUGAUACACAGCAUAAGAGGGUCUUAUCUAGUGAUGCUUUUGAAAUGGAUGGCUCGGAUGAGCAAAGUGGUGGCGAUUCCGGAGAGGAAUGGCCAAUAACGGAGGAAUUCGAUGUUGGACCUGAGUUUGUCAAACGACAGAGAGCGGAAGAAGAUAGAUGGAAACGGAAAGUUACUAAAUGGGUCAGCUCGGAGCGACAACGUUUCGGAGAUGGGUGGCGGUGGGCUAUUCGAGAUUUAGUUCCCACAGCACCUACCAAAAUUGACCCCCUUGGAUAGGACCAGAUGCAUUGAAGAAUUGAAGAGGGACGAGUCCGACAUGUAUACGACUGUUAUGACCUUGAUGACGAAAUGGAACCUCUAGGGACUUCAUGCUUGCAUGAACUAAUGAACUGCCAUGCAUUACGGGUAAAAGUGAACGUUUUGGGCGGAAUAUUUGACCCUGCUAGCCUUGUUAUUACUGCUUUUUAAUGUUUUGACUUCUUGAGUCCGCGCCUUGUAACAUACAUUUUGAAUGGCAUUUGUGAUUUUUUGACUUCUAGCACUGUGAAAUGCAAUUGACCUAUAUGGGUCCCUUUUUGGCGUGGUUUUUCGUAUGAG